AACCAAUAACCAGACAUGUAACAACACUCCUUUAAAACUCACUUAUAAAAACCCAUACCAUAUCCGAAACUCUCCUCACCCCUUCCCUUCCAUUCUCUAUCUUCAAACCAUUUCCUUCUCGCCACCCCAACUAAACGCAUGACUCGCAUCAAGGAAUUCUUCGCCGGAAUGUCAGAUUCCGGCAAGCACAUUUCCAUCUCCAAGAGACACAAGAAACUCUUCUUAGCUCUCUUCGCAUCCGUCCUCCUCGUCGCUGCCGUCAUCGGCAUCGUCGUCGGAGUAAAGUCAAACAAGGAAAACUCCGACAGUAUCGCAGACCUCAAAGCCUCUCCAGCUCACGCCAUUGUCAAAUCCUCAUGUAGUUCCACGCGUUACCCUGAGUUAUGCUUCUCCGCCAUCGCCACCGCCCCGGUCGGGACCACCAAGAAAGUGUCGUCCUUGAAGGACGUCAUCCUGGUGUCGCUCAACCUCACCAUCACCGUCGUGGAGCACAAUUUCUUCAGAAUCGAGAAGAUCAUAUCUAUGAAGAACCUCACGAAGCGCGAAAAGACCGCGCUUCAUGAUUGUCUCGAGACAAUUAGUGAAACGCUAGACGAGCUUCACGAGGCCAUUGUCGAUCUCAUUGAGUAUCCGAAAAAGAAAUCGCUGUCGUCGGCUGCCGACGACCUCAAAACGCUGCUGAGCUCCGCCAUGACCAACCAGGAAACGUGCCUCGACGGGUUCUCGCACGACGACGCAGACAAGCACGUGCGGGAGGCGUUGGAGGACGGAGAGGUUCUGGUGGAGAAGAUGUGUAGUAACUCAUUGGCUAUGAUCAAGAAUUUGACGGAUACGGACAUGGCUAUUGAAAUGUCCAAAAUGGGUAGGAAAAUGACAGACAUUACUGCAGAUAACGAUGUUGAGGAUAGUAAGUGGCCGAAGUGGUUGUCGGCCGUGGAUAGGAGGCUGCUGCAGUCUUCCACGGUGACACCAAACGUGGUGGUGGCGGCCGAUGGUAGUGGGGAUUAUAAGACAGUGGCGGCGGCAGUGGCGGCGGCACCGUCGGGGAGUAAGACUAGAUAUAUUAUUAGGAUUAAGGCAGGGGUAUAUAGGGAAAAUGUGGAUGUGCCAAAGGGGAAGACUAAUAUAAUGUUUCUGGGUGAUGGGAGGACAAGUACCAUAAUUACAGCAAGUAGGAAUGUGGUUGAUGGCAGCACAACCUUCAAUUCUGCCACCGUUGCCGCGGUAGGUGCAGGAUUCUUGGCGCGGGACAUAACCUUCCAAAACACUGCUGGUCCGUCGAAGCACCAGGCCGUGGCGCUACGUGUCGGCUCUGACCUCUCGGCUUUUUACAAGUGUGAUAUGCUAGCAUACCAAGACACCCUCUACGUCCACUCCAAUCGGCAAUUUUACAUAAACUGCUACAUAGCUGGUACAGUUGAUUUUAUUUUUGGCAAUGCGGCCGCAGUGUUACAAGAUUGUGACAUCCAUGCACGAAAACCGAAUUCCGGUCAAAGGAACAUGCUCACAGCUCAAGGACGGACUGACCCUAACCAAAACACCGGCAUUGUGAUUCAGAAAUGUCGGAUAGGUGCAACAUCGGACCUACUUCCUGUCCAGAGCAGCUUCCCGACCUACUUUGGGAGGCCGUGGAAGGAAUAUUCAAGGACUGUAAUAAUGCAGUCAGCGGUGAGUAAUGUGAUCAACCCAGCCGGGUGGUACAUGUGGAGUGGGACAUUUGCCCUAGACACAUUGUAUUACGGGGAAUAUGCGAACACCGGAGCCGGGGCUUCGACCUCCGGGAGGGUGACAUGGAAGGGUUUCAGGGUGAUUACUAGUUCAAGUGAGGCCGCAGGGUUCACUCCUGGUAGUUUCAUUGGUGGUGGUAGCUGGUUGAGAGCUACUGGCUUCCCAUUCUCUCUAGGACUUUGAAGCUAGCUAGCUUUUAGUCUUUAGUGGUACUGCAGUUUGUUUUAUUCAAACAUUUGUGGAGUGCUUUGUGCGGCAACAUUGUAUCAUCCUGCGAAAGUGGUUAAGUUUAUUGAAUAAAGCAUGUGAGGGAUUUCUUAUUA
Molecule: messenger RNA, 2051 nt
Organism: Cornus florida
Lineage: Eukaryota; Viridiplantae; Streptophyta; Magnoliopsida; Cornales; Cornaceae
Product: pectinesterase
Exons: 2
Coding region: 139-1911 (590 amino acids)
Biological process (GO): cell wall modification
Molecular function (GO): pectinesterase activity; pectinesterase inhibitor activity
Source: RefSeq, a predicted model, not a curated record